Messenger RNA from Aspergillus luchuensis, 1809 nucleotides. Its product is annotated as cytochrome P450. The coding region runs from base 1 to 1809 and encodes 602 amino acids. Lineage: Eukaryota; Fungi; Ascomycota; Eurotiomycetes; Eurotiales; Aspergillaceae. The transcript has 2 exons. The record is from RefSeq and is a predicted model, not a curated record. Gene Ontology annotation, molecular function: iron ion binding; monooxygenase activity; oxidoreductase activity, acting on paired donors, with incorporation or reduction of molecular oxygen.
AUGGAUGUGUUCUUCUGGCGGCUUUUUCUGGGAUCCGCCACUGUCCUUGCCGCGUUCACAAGCUGGUCGCUAGUCUGCCUGAUCCUCAAUGUCCGAGAGGCUCGGUCAACAGGCCUUCCUUAUGUGAUUUUACCCUGCUCCUUGCUAGGGGCACCAUGGCUGCUGAGCCAACCAGUCGUUCUACCACUGUUCAGGGCUCUUCCUCGGACUUGGACUUCUACUUGGCUCCCGCUGCUAAUCUUCAAUGAUGGGUGGCAUCUUGGAUACACUCCCUUCGAACAGAUCGGAGCCGAUACUUUUUUGGCAGUCUCGCCAGGGGGAUUCGUGCUUUAUACCUGCGACCGCCAAGUCUCCACACAGCUGUUCCAAGAUGGCAGAUUUGGCAAACCAGCCCACCUCAUGAAGGUGCUGAAUAUAUACGGACCGACGAUGACCGGUACUGAUGGGCCCGAAUCGCGAUUAUACCGGCGGCUCACUGCGCCUUUCUUUCGAGAGGAUACCCUACGCCACGUUUUCGUACACGCUAUCGAAGGCGCACAAGCACUUGGGCUCGCCUUAAUCCAACCAGGAGCAUAUUGCCAGUUACGCACGCUGGCUGCGCGACUAUCUUUGAACUUGCUCAAUCGCAUCUGCUUUCAAUUUCAGACCCAAGAAGAUCUGAUCAAAGCAUUAUCGUUCGCCGAUCUCCCCGCAGAAGGAUAUCGCAUGACUUACAGUGAGGCUAUGCACACGCUGUUGGAACAUUAUCAAACUGUUUUUCUCUUUCCUAGACAUUUUCUUGCAUGGUCCCCCUUCAAGCACCAUCGUCAAGCAAUCAGAGCUUUCACCGAAUUGGGCCAAUAUAUGCAAGAGUUGAAGACGACGACGGAAGCACGACUAUUGGAUAAAGAAUAUCUUUUAAAACAAAAGGGCACAAAAUUGUUGAGCGACCUUCUUAUCCAGGCUGGUAUCAACACCGGUUCCCCAACCAGCCCUAUCCUGCAACCGCACCAAGUGACCGGAAAUGUGUUUCUCUUUAUGUUCGCAGGCCAUGAAGCCAAUGCCAAUACUUUGACCUUCAUCAUACUUCUUCUUGCAUGUCAUCCUACCAUCCAAACUGCGUUGCAGUCAGACCUGGACGCGAUCCUAGGUAACACUCCGCCCAUUCACUGGACCUACGACACCCAUUAUGAACCGCUCAUGCACAGCCUAGUUGGGGCAGUCAUCAAAGAAGCUCUUCGACUCUUCACUGUCCUUCCAGUCCUUCCAAAAUAUGUGUCACCCUAUGGGCCGCCCAUUCCUAUUGUCGUCUCCGGCCAAUCUCACCCCUUGCCCCCGGGAACCGUGGCUUUCGUGAAUACCAGCGCUACCCACCGCCAUCCUCAGUAUUGGCCCACUGUUAACGACAAAUCAAAGGAAUCAUCCACCGAAAAAGAACUGAAACUUCGGCCUUAUCCUACGACAGACUUCAACCCAUACCGCUGGCUUCAAACACAACCGUCGGGCUCUUCCACCUACAGCCGAAGUGGCUCUCUUUGCUCGGAAGGAUUUACCCCAGCCCCCGGCACUUUCAUCCCCUUUUCCGAGGGCUCCCGCAAAUGCCUCGGUCACAAAUUCGCCCUUGUUGAGCUCUGCGCGGUAGUCGCCUUGCUUUUCUACCAGGAUUCCGUUCACCUUCUGACGAAUCCAGAAGACGCCAGUGACACCUGGGAAGCGGCCCGUAUCCGGGCUGAUCGCGCGCUUUCGGAAGGAGUCAAAUUCAACAUGAGUCUGCGAAUUACUCAGGACGUGCCAAUCAAGUUUGAAACAAGAGAUACCAAAGCUAUCUAA